AUGGCACUGUUUGCUGUCUUACAGUCGCUGCUGCUGUGUAAAGACUGCUUCGGCGGUUCGAAACGAAAAAACUCUACCUUUCUACAUGGACUUUCACGCCUCUCUAAAAGAGCUAAAUACUAUCUUUGCUUUACUGUCAUUGCUAUCGCAACUAGCGCCGGAAGAGAGGGACGUCGAGAAAAGGACUUGGAAUUCAGGAAUUCAUCCAGGAAUGCUUCUAUUAAUAACAUCCAAACAGCGCGCAAAACCAUUGUAGUACACCCCAGGUCUGCGAGAUGGCCAGUUUCCUUUUCGACGCUAAACUCAAAGCCGGUAGAUGAUCAAGCGACGAGAGCAACGGCCUCAAAAGUCAAAUCCGUAGCACCUCCGGGUCGCGACCGUGCGCAUCUGAGUCGCAUUUUCGGCUGCAUAGCAAGGAACCAACGGCCAAAGCAAACGGUGUGCGGCCUCUGCUGCAAGAAGUCGCGCAUGACUCGCGCGCACCACCACCUGCGCAGAAAACACGACUCAGCACCGGCGCUUUUCCGCGCCCUCGCACAGGCUAAACCCUCUCGCGCCAGCAGGCCUCUGCCCUCGCCGACGCAGCAAGUCCGCGCUUCGUACCCACGCCUACCUCCCGCACAGCGAGCGAGACCCCUCCGCCUCGUCUCGCGCUACGCUCAGCCGACCGACCGAGCCGCUCACGACGCUGCAGCGCUCAGCACCCCGCACCCAGCACGCAGCACGCAGCUCGCUCGUCAGCGACAGGUAGGCAGGCACAGGCCAGAGCUACAUACUCACUCGUCGCAGAAGCCGAAGAUGCAGGAAGGGCGAAUACACGGGACAGGAAGCUGCUGCUGGGACAUCAACGGCGGGGACGCCGGGGAAGAGGAUGCAUAAGGCGAUGGAGAUGGCGGUAGUGGCAGCGAUACUGAGAAGAAGCGCUUAACGGCUAGGAGGGAGAAGGGUUCGAGUAGGUUGCUCCCUUGCUUUCUUGCUUCGCUCGCCCGGCCACCAGGCACUACCUAUUGUACAGUCGUGCUGCGCGUUCCC
Messenger RNA from Aplosporella prunicola CBS 121167, 1032 nucleotides. RefSeq lists its product as uncharacterized. The transcript has a single exon. The coding region runs from base 1 to 879 and encodes 292 amino acids. The record is from RefSeq and is a predicted model, not a curated record. Lineage: Eukaryota; Fungi; Ascomycota; Dothideomycetes; Botryosphaeriales; Aplosporellaceae.